AUGUCGACGCGGGACGCGUCGAAGGAGAUGCACCAGCAAGAACUUGGUAAUCACGCCGUGAUGCCCGUCGGCGAGCGCUCUACAACACGUCCCCAGCCGCGUCUCGGUUCGGGCAGCGACUUCGACGAUCGGAUGAGCCUUGAGGUUGAUGCACUCAGACAUCGGGCGAUGAUUGCAACCACUACGACGUGCUCCGUCAAAUCGGCCGCACCUCCGCGACUUCGACGGUCCGCAGCUGCUCAUGGACAAAACCCUUGGCUGGCGUCAUCUGGGUCCGUCUCAGUGCCGGUUGCGAUGACAUCUAGGCGACCGUUGGGCACGGCGCGGGCCUCGACGACUCCCGAGCAAUCGCGUUACGACGCACGAGUGCGACCGGUCACACUCGACGCGCUCAAGCAACUCGACCCGGGGCGAACGUUCGACAUUCGCUUACGUUCCAGCCGGGAUGCACCGCGCCUGUGGGUCACGCGCAGCAAAACGUGGGUUACAACCAUAUUUAAGAGUAAGAUCGAGCGACAAACAUACCUGCGGGUGACCAACCUCACGGACGAGACAAUAACGCUCGACGCAGGCAUGACAGUGGGCUGGUGGACACCCUCCGAUGUGUUUCCGCCUGCGCCCCGCUUCUUACUGGCGACUAAUCGACAUUACCAAGAUUGGCAGAACCUGGAGUAUGAAGUGACCGGGGACGAUGACGAAACCUGGCGGGAUGAUGAACUCGUCUGGCCCAUGUAUGGAUGGCCGACGGACGAAGAUCUGGAAUCGACGCGCGUCAGGGUGAGCAAGAGGAGGAAGAUCUCACCGAAGUACGGCCCCUCGACGUGGUUGCGCGAGAUGACGACGGAAAUAACCGUCGUGAGGACGACGUGCGUACGGUCGGACCAAGGGUCGCGGAGAGGCGACUAUGCGGGACGCCCAGAUGAAGCGCCUGGAACUGAACAACAGGUCGACGAUUCGUUGGACGAGGUGGUGCGAGGCGUGCAAUUCUAUGGGAGCUCGCGGCAAUGGGGCGAGAUGCGACAGCCGGACGAAGAAGGGUCGCACGUUGAGAAAUCCAGUCGCGACGAGUCGCAGAAGUGCGACAGCGUGAGACGGGUGAGAUGGAACGUCGUGGAACAGUCGGAUGAACUGUCCCAGAAAUGCGACACCGUGAGACGGAGGGAAUGCGACACCGUGCGACAGCCGGGCGAAGGGGCGCAGAGACGCGACGACCUGAGGCUGGCCGAAUGCGACACUGGGAGACGAUCAGAUGCGAAGUCUCAGAAGUGCGACAGUAUGCGACCUGCGGAAAAAGGUGGAGGAUUGCAUCGUUGGAGUCAUUCCGCCGUCGAAAGCGUGAAGAACAAGUCGAAUUCGACCUUCGACGUUGUCAACGAGGAGCUUGACGAUUGCUGGACUGGACAACCGGCGCAGUCAGCGGAGGAAGGGCAUCGCAUCGUUAACCUCGAGCUAUUAUGCGGCCUCAAGAGGCAUGAAGGCGCCAGGUUUGCGGUCUACCGAGGCGACGUAUGCGAUGCGUCGAGGGAAGCGGCGCGAUCCACCGUCGCCAAGACCGAAUGCCAUGGCGUGCCGCCCGAAGGGUUGCUGAUCGAGGUACCAGGUGCCACUCGACGGAUGCACAGUGGAGUCGAUGAACCUGCCGCCCGUAAGACGGUGGACGAGGGGUCUGCAGCUAUAUUGACUUCAGACCCGGGAUGCACUACAAACCCCGUGUUGUUAAGACACACCUCGAGGCAGGGCCGUGGGGCCCGACGCGCUGACUGGACGCGUACUCAGGUAGGCGACGCGGCGGAAACCUCAUCGCAGACCUGGUACGCGAAGGCACAGCACCGCCGAGAGGUCACCGGGGAGCCGGAUCCUGAGGAACGCGGUCAACGCCCCGCGACGGCCGGUUGCGCUGACGCGAUGCACAGGACGAUGGACGGUGCCGACUCGGCGAAGACUCAGAAGUUCCACGUUGCACGACGGACAGUCGCGCUGACGCGAGACGCGGGACAAGGAUGCCAGGAGUUCCACGUUGCACGACGGACAGUCGCGCUGAGACGAGACGCGGGACGAGGGACGCCAGCGGAUCGCUCGCGAGAAGAUAUCCGACCCCGGACGUUAGAUCCAGAAACCGCGUCGCCUGCUAAUCUCGUCGCGGAGGAUUGCGACGCGAAAAAACUCGACGUGGAAAAUCUCGACGCGAAACGCGACGCGAAAAAUCGCGACGAGGAAAACUGCGACGAGGACAACCCUGUCGCAAACGUGCCGGAAUUAGGCCCGCCGACGCCGGAUAACAUGGAUUUGGGGCGCGGGACCGCACACGUCCUCGCGGUGACGAUGCGCUCGGCUUCUGCGCACGCAACGAACCCCAGAGACAGAGCUCCAGAUGUCCUACAAGAGCUGGCUGCUCAGCACCCAUCGAGCUUGGCCAAGACCCCUCCCAGAGCGGCUAAAUGCGCCGAAAGUCAUGGCCCGGGGCAUUUUACGGGGCGCGGCGCGCUAAACGAAGACGCGUCGUGCGGAUCUGGUGAUGUGUUCAAGUUUUUGGGUGACGUAUGGGUCGCGACGAGAAACACGUUACGCGACGACACGAAGUCAAAACGCCUAGGGUUACGCGUUCGACAGAACCGCCGACUCGCGCAGGUGAACGCGCUAGAAGUCGACCAAGAUGUAGACGUCCCAGAUCGGACUCGGGGCGACGUCGCGACGACGGACACGGCUGAAGUCAAUUUGCCAAUACGAUCGAUUGCGGAGUCAGCGCACAACCUCAUCGGUUCCUACGAAGCCGGCUACAGCCGGGUCUACCGCUAUAUUGUAGCUGAUGCAGAGGCUACUCAAGAGGCUGCAGAAGAAGCGCUCCUCAUGGUGUGGCUACACCGGAGACUACAGAAGAAGCGGUAG
Molecule: messenger RNA, 2886 nt
Organism: Phytophthora sojae
Lineage: Eukaryota; Oomycota; Peronosporomycetes; Peronosporales; Peronosporaceae
Exons: 5
Coding region: 1-2886 (961 amino acids)
Source: RefSeq, a predicted model, not a curated record